Messenger RNA from Phoenix dactylifera (date palm), 2658 nucleotides. RefSeq names its product protein ALTERED PHOSPHATE STARVATION RESPONSE 1-like. The record is from RefSeq and is a predicted model, not a curated record. NCBI's taxonomy places the organism in Eukaryota, Viridiplantae, Streptophyta, Magnoliopsida, Arecales, Arecaceae.
AGAGAGAGAGAGAGAGAGAGAGAGAGAGGAGGAGGACAAGUGGAGAGGUUGGGGAGUUUUGGUAGGAUUUGGACUCCAUUGGAGAGAAGAAAAAGCUAGGAGAAAGGGUCUCAAGAGAGGAUUAAAGCUGCACAGGAGCCCCCUUUCCUUCACUACAAGACGUGAGACACAACCAUGACAGCCACCCGGCUAAUCUUCCUCCGAGAUCUGCCUUACAAGAGGUGAGGGGAAAAAAAAAAAAGAAACCCACAGAUAUUUGAAGUUCUACACCAAAAAGAAGCCACCUUUCUAUUGAUAUAGUUCAGAGAAGAGGGAAAAAAAAACAGGGGGGAUACAGAGGAAGAAGAAGAAGAAGAAGGAGAAAGGAGAAGAGAACGGUAUCCAUAGAUAUUUGAAGUUGUACAGCAAAAAGGAGCCACAUUUCUUUUGGCGUAGUUCAUAGAGAGAACAGGGGAGAAACAGAGGAAGGAGAAGGAUAAAGGGAGAUGGGGUGUUGCCAAUCCAGGCUAGAGAGAGAAGAGGCUGUGGCUCGAUGCAAGGCCCGGCGGCGAUACAUGAAGCAUUUGGUGGCGGAGCGGCACGCCUUCGCCGCCGCCCACACGCUCUACCUCCGCUCCCUCCGCUCCACCGGCGCCGCCCUCCUCCAGUUCGCCAACGCCGAGACUCACCUUGACCUCCUACACCACCACCUCCCUCCCCUCCCCUCCCCAUCCCCUCCACCGCCGCCGCCGCCUCCGCCGCCUCCGCCGCCACCGCCUCCCCCGCCUCCUCCAAUGAGCCCCAGCUCCGACAACUGGAUCUCUUCGGUCACCGCCUCCCCGGUGCUCCCCCCGCCCCCUCCCCCCCCACCACACUCGUCAAGCUGGGAUUUUUGGGACCCGUUCGUCCCGUCCUCCUCUCGGUCGAUCACCGAGGAGGAAUGGGAAGAGGCCGCCACCACCGCGUCGGAAGUCACCGCCGCGCCCGCCGCGGCCCCGGCCCCGUCGGUUGUUAGCGGCUUUUCGAAGGAUUCUGCAAGUGAGCUCGCCAUGGUGGUGGUGCCCAGGAGCCGGAAGGAUCUCUCUGAGAUUGUCAAGGAGCUCGACGAGUACUUCCUCAAGUCGGCGGAUGCCGGCAGCCGUGUAUCUGUGCUGUUAGAAGCACCAAAUUGCGAGCUUCCUUCUAAUCAAGGACUGGCAGGGAAGAUGUGCAGCUAUGGCAAGAGUUUGAAUCCAUUGCUUUGGACCUGGUGGUCCAAUUCAAAAGCUACUGGUUUCACCAGGUUUGGAAGGUGCGGAGAGGAGAUGGUGAGGGGAGUUGGUAAUGGUGGUGGAGUUGGCACUGAGAGCACGAGCCAUUCUUCUACAGUGGAGAAGCUCUUUGCUUGGGAGAAGAAGCUCUUCCUUGAAGUCAUGAAUUCUCAGAGCCUCAAGGAGGAGCACAAGAGAAGGGUGGGCCUGCUAAGGAACCAAGAGGCAAAGGGAGUGGACUAUGUGAAGGUUGAGAAGAACAGGAGAGAGAUUGAGAGGCUGGAGUCAAAGAUUUUGGUGUCCUCUCAGGCUAUAGAGACCACCACCUCUGAGAUCAUCAGGCUGAGAGAGUCUGAGCUUUUUCCCCAGCUCCUUGAGCUUGUCACUGGUUUGAUGGGCAUGUGGAGGAGCAUGUACGAGUGCCAUCAGGUACAGACCCACAUAGUCCAACAACUCGAGUACCUCAACAAUGCAUCAAGUAAUAAUCCGACCACCAACAUACACCGGCAGGCCAGUCUCCAGCUGGAGCUUGAGGUUGAUCACUGGUACUCAGCCUUCUGCAAUCUGGUCAAGUCCCAGAGAGAGUACAUCCAUUCCCUCACGGGCUGGCUGCGCCUCUCUCUCUUUCAAUGUGACCACAACCUGCUCGGCGAAACCCAGCAGAGCUCGGACAUCUACUCACUGUGUGAAGAAUGGCAGCUUGCACUUGAUCGAAUUCCUGACAAAGUAGCCUCAGAGGGGAUCAAAAGCUUCUUAACAGUGAUCCAUGCAGUUGUUCUUCAGCAGGCAGAGGAGCAGAAGCAAAAGAGGAAGUCAGACCUGGCAUUUAAAGAGCUCGAGAAGAGAGCAGGAGAACUAAGGGCAUUGGAGUCCAAGUAUGGCCCAUUCUCCAUAACAGAGGGUUAUGGGGAACCAGCACGGACAUCCCCAGUUAUGGAGAAGCGGGCAAAGGUGGAGGCUUUAAAGACGAAGGCCGAAGAGGAGAAGAGCAAAUAUGAGAAGAGUGUUGCAGUCACAAGAGCAAUGACUCUGAACAACUUGCAGACAGGGUUUCCAAAUGUUUUCCAAGCCAUGACUGGUUUUGCCAGUGUAUGUAUGCAGGCAUUUGAGUCAGUUUAUAACCAUCAGAGAAGCUCGGAUCGGGUCCUUGAUGUGAAGAGGUUGCUCACUUGAGGGAUCCACCGAAGAAGGCUAUUCAUGUAUAGUCUGUAAACAGUUUCAGUAUAGUAAGGAGGUGGGUGUUCACAGGCUUCUUUUACAUUUUAAUGGAUUUGGUUGGCAAAGAUGUGGAGGCUACCGAAGUGCUCUGGUUCUUGUGAUUUUUCAUGGUCCAAUGAGAGGCCUCCUGAUCUGAAAAGUGACAUUAUACUUAGAUCUGGGUGCUGGAUCAGUUGUUGGAUUCCAUGCAAUUUUUCCCUUGGGGCCUCUA